Molecule: messenger RNA, 3546 nt
Organism: Paramecium sonneborni
Lineage: Eukaryota; Ciliophora; Oligohymenophorea; Peniculida; Parameciidae
Source: the annotation of a GenBank genome assembly
AUGAUAGGUAAAAAUAUUCUACAUGAUUAAGCUGCAAAUAAAGAAAGAUAAAAAAUUGUGACGAUUAGCCUAGAUAAUAGACAAAAAGAAUUUUUGAAAAACGUAUGGGGCUUGUAAAAUUCACUUGACAAGGUAUUUGAUAAACAUUGCUUACAAAAAUAUGAAUAGUUAAUAAAAUAUUAAUAAGAAUUAGCAAAAUAAGAAGAGUGUAAGAAUUAUAUCUUAGGAAUUCAUAAUUAUAGAGUAGAUAAAAAUAAAAAAUAAAUUACGAUCAUUUAUAAUUGUAGUGAAGAUGCAAAAUCAUUAUUAGAUUUAUAUUUUUGUCGUGAUAAGGAUAAAUCUUAAUAAGAUACUGAAUUAUAAAAAUUAAAUACUUAUGAUUAAAAAUCUGAGAUCUUUAAUUAAUUAAUUCAAUUAUCAGAGUUUUUAAAAAAAAAUAAUAGAAUCAUUCAUAACAAUAUUAAACCAUCUAAUAUCAUUUUUGAUAAUAAUUAAUUAUAUCUCACCGAUUUUGGAUACAAUGAAUCUGAUAAAAAUCCAUUUAUUUUUAAAGAGUGUUUAAAUUUGAUGAGAAGUAGUAUUAGCUAAAAGGAAAAAGAAGAAUUAUAUCCUUAUUUAUAUAGUAACUCAUUAGAGGCAAUGUAAUAUGGAUAACUAGAAAAGGGAAAUAAAUUAAAAAAAAAAACUGAAGAAGAAGCACAAAGUUAAGAUCAACUUGCAUUAAGAGUUAUGAUGUUAGGAAUAUUUUAUACUUAUUAAUUUGGAACAGAAGUGAAAGACUAUAUAUAAUUUAAUAAACCAGCUAAUAAAAUGGAAUAGAUAUCUAACUUAAAACAUUUUAAAGAUAACUUAAAACCUGAUGAAGUUGGCUCAGCAGAUAAAAUCAUUGCAAUAAUAUAAGAAAUACUCAAAGAAAGGUUUUCUAUUUAUAAUUAAUUACCUCCUGAUUUCCCUAGAACAUUAUCAAUUUUUAAAUAUAAAAUUAAUAAAUCAAAAUUAAUGAAAAAGGAAAUAUAUGAAUAAGCUUAAGGUUGUUUAUAAGAUAAUAAUAAUGAAUUUGAUUUAAAUCUUUUAUAUUAUUUAAGUCAAAAAGAUCUUAUGCAUAAGUCUCAAAAUAUAAGAGAGAAUUCUUCGGAUAAUUUUUAAAAAAAGUUAAAAGAAAAGAUUAAUAAGCUAUUAAAAAUCUAUAAAAAUUUAGAUAAAUUGGAAAUUUAAAAUUUUGAUAAUGAUCUUAACAUAGAAGAUUAAGUUAUUGCUCUAAUUUAUUUAGAUUAGAAGAUAGAAGAUUUUAAAUUAAUGAAAUAUUAUGAUGAAGUGGAAACUAAAAAAUUAUUAGAAUAUUAUAAAUUAAAAGCGAAAUGUGAAAAAUUUUAUUAAGCAAUAGAUAAUACACCUGUUGAUAAUUUCAAAUUUAAUAAUAUCUAAAAUUUAUAAUAAGAAUCAUAAAUAAAUUAAAAUAUAAAUGAAAAUUAAUAGGAAAUAAUAUUAUUAAAUAAUAUAUCUGCAUAAACAUUUGAAUUUAAUUAUAAUUAAAAUUUAAAAUAAGCAUCGACACUACCAUAAAAUAAUAAAUCUCCAUAGGCAUUGGAAUUAAAUUAUAAUUAACAUUAUAAAUAAGCAUCAACACUAAAUGAAAAUAUAUAUGAAAACUAAUUAGAAAUACCAUUUAAUGAUACAUCUCCAUAGGAAUUUUAAACUAACUAUGUAUAACAUUUUAAAUAAGAACCAUUAAUAAAUGAAAAUACAAAUGAAAACUAAUUAGUAAUACAAUUGUAAAAUCAAGAAUAAAUAUAAAUCAUAGAAAAUUCUUAAUAAAUAAUACAAGAAUAAUUUUUUGCAACAUUAUAAGAAGUGCUUGAAGAUUUACCUGAAAAACCAAACUAUAUGAAAAAACGAAUAUUAAAAUAUUAUUUAAUAUAAAAUUAUUUUGAAGAAGGUUAUUAAUUUGAUUAAGUGAACGAUUCUGGAGAUAAAAUUCAAAUUAAAAUUAAAAAUCUUUCUUUAAAUAUUAUUUAAACAAUAUAGUUAAUAAAUGAAAAUGUUAUAAUCCAUGAAAUUGAGAGUAAAUAAUAUUAGAAAAAAAUUAGCAAAUAAUUUUAAGUUCUUAAUUUUCCUAGGAAGUUCGAACCCUUUGAGUAUUUUAUAUUUGAACUAACUCAAUAGAGUAAAAUUUCUGAUUCAAAAAUUGAUUUUACAAAUUUCAAAAAGAAUAUCACAUAUACAGGUUAAUAUGAUAUUGAUUUAUACAACUAAUCUAAAGAAAUUUAAUUCAAAAACUAAGGUACUCUUGAAAUCUUAGAUAAAAAUUAACUUACUCCUGGAGAAGUUUGUAAAAUAUAAGGAAAUUUUAAAAUGAAUAAAGCAAAUGGAAAAGGUAUCAAAACAUAUUUUUAUUAUCCAAAUCAAAGACAAAAAAUAUAUUGUGUAGGUCAAUAUAAGAAUGGAUAGAUGAAAGGCUUGUAAACUUAUUAUGAAAAAUACCCUGAAAACGCUGAAACUAGGAUUAAAAGUACAUAUCACUUUAAUUGUUUUNAGGCAUUGGAAUUAAAUUAUAAUUAACAUUAUAAAUAAGCAUCAACACUAAAUGAAAAUAUAUAUGAAAACUAAUUAGAAAUACCAUUUAAUGAUACAUCUCCAUAGGAAUUUUAAACUAACUAUGUAUAACAUUUUUAAUAAGAACCAUUAAUAAAUGAAAAUACAAAUGAAAACUAAUUAGUAAUACAAUUGUAAAAUCAAGAAUAAAUUUAAAACAUACCCCUUUAAGAACAAUAACAAUAACCAAUUUAAGAAAAUUCUUAAUAAAUAAUACAAGAAUAAUUUUUUGCAACAUUAUAAGAAGCGCUUGAAGAUUUACCUGAAAAACCAAACUAUAUGAAAAAACGAAUAUUAAAAUAUUAUUUAAUAUAAAAUUAUUUUGAAGAAGGUUAUUAAUUUGAUUAAGUGAACGAUUCUGGAGAUAAAAUUCAAAUUAAAAUUAAAAAUCUUUCUUUAAAUAUUAUUUAAACAAUAUAGUUAAUAAAAGAAAAUGUUAUAAUCCAUGAAAUUGAGAGUAAAUAAUAUUAGAAAACAAUUAGCAAAUAAUAUUAAGUUCUUAAAUUUACUAGGCAUUUCGAACCCUUUGAGUAUUUUAUAUUUGAACUAACUCAAUAGAGUAAAAUUUCUGAUUCAAAAAUUGAUUUUACAAAUUUCAAAAAGAAUAUCACAUAUACAGGUUAAUAUGAUAUUGAUUUAUACAACUAAUCUAAAGAAAUUUAAUUCAAAAACUAAGGUACUCUUGAAAUCUUAGAUAAAAAUUAACUUACUCCUGGAGAAGUUUGUAAAAUAUAAGGAAAUUUUACAAUGAAUAAAGCAGAUGGAAUAGGUAUCAAAACAUAUUUUUAUUAUCCAAAUCAAAGACAAAAAAUAUAUUGUGUAGGUCAAUAUAAGAAUGGAUAGAUGAAAGGCUUGUAAACUUAUUAUGAAAAUUACCCUGAAAACGAUGAAACUAGGAUUAAAAGUACAUAUCACUUUAAUUUUUUUAACUGGUUUUAAAUAUAAUUAAAUUGA